AUGGCGAUCGGUGACAACCAUAGGGCGGAAAAUUUAAACGGUCCGUAUACAGCUAGCGUAAACAAAAGAGCUAAAGGCUCUAUUGCUAAAAGGGCCGAAGCGUAUCUACAGGCAGUAAAAGACAGUCAGGAACCGAAGGUGCCGAGUGCACGUAAACAAAAUCUGCUAAAGCUGGAAGUGCUCCAAAGAGUUGCUAACAUUCCUAUUGUGGAAUCCGGCAUGGAAGUAACUGAGAAAAUUUACUCGAGGAUCAGGGAAUCAAAUCCACUAAUACGCUGGUAUUUCUCAAUGGGGGAAAAAUCUCUGGCCACUGGAGUGAUGCUCGCGUUACCAGCUGUUCAACUUUUGGAGUCGCCUAUUCAUCAACUAGAUAAAUUCCUGUGCAUGUCCUUAGACGUUGUGGAAAAAAGAGUACCCUCCAUAUAUUUACCACCACAGGCGAUAUACUCUGAAACCCGCCAAUACGUGCUACGUAGGGCGGACUCGGUAAAACAACUUGGUACUGCAGUACUAGAUUCUCGCGUUACCGCCGUCACUGCAAAUGCUUUAGACCGAGCGCUAACCACGGCUGAUAUGUACGUGGACAAAUAUCUACCGCCGGAUUAUCAAGAUGCUGCAGAUGUGGUGAUCAUAGUGACAAAUGCGGACGCAGUGGACAGCGGUAACGAGUCCGGCCGAGCCAGAGCAGCUCAAGCGGUGCAGCACGGGGCCAGGCUGAAGAGGAAGUUGCAGAGGCGACUGACGAGACAGGCCCUGGCUGAAGCUAAAGCUAUUAAGGAACAGAUCCACGUGCUCGCUUAUGUGGCUGAAUUGGUUGCCACAGACCCAGUACUGGCCUGGAAGAAAGCCAAAGAACUGUAUGCCUCUUUAAGUCAGCCUGAGCCGGAAAACCAAGCACGACCAGCUACGCUUGAAGAGUUAUUGGUGCUUCUAUCUCGUGAAUCUGCCAGGAAGAUCGUACAUCUUAUUAACUAUACUCACACUGAUUUACCCAACAACGUUCGUCAAGGACUGACUGUUGUGACGAAGCACAUGUUGACGGCUUCUGAUGCCCUGCUCAAGAUGUUGCCAGUGGAGAUAGCCAUAUCGGAAAUGCGUGGAUUAAGGGAAAGGCUACAAGAGAUGCUCCAACACUUGCAAGAUACCUCUAAAAUGUACUUAGAACAACUUGCCAUGCUUCUGGCAGGAAAUGAAGAACGGGAAAAGAUUGCGCCGCGUUCUGUUUACGAGCAACGAGACGAUUUGGUGACGUUCAACGGUGUAAAU
This is a messenger RNA of Brenthis ino (lesser marbled fritillary), 1266 nucleotides long. The record is from the annotation of a GenBank genome assembly. Lineage: Eukaryota; Metazoa; Arthropoda; Insecta; Lepidoptera; Nymphalidae.